Molecule: messenger RNA, 1731 nt
Organism: Didymodactylos carnosus
Lineage: Eukaryota; Metazoa; Rotifera; Eurotatoria; Philodinida; Philodinidae
Source: the annotation of a GenBank genome assembly
AAGCGAUGCAGUCGAAAUCUACCGACUGAAUUGAUAACUUUUGGCAGUUGUCAACAGAGAUAGAGUCUCUCGACAUCGUAGCUUGUGUGCAGCAGAAUUGCUCUCUAAUUUAUUUUCUUCUUUUUUCCCGUUUUGGCCAAAAUGUGCACUUCGUGAUAUAGAGAACUAUGAAAGCUAGAAAAGUUCUUUAAAAUGUAGGAUAUUUUACCGACAUUGGAGAUUGAUCAAUGCACAUUUUUUCCUCUCAAAUAAAGGCCCAUAUUCGAUGCCAUAAAUAUGGUAGAAAAAUGUAUUUUGAAGUUUGAACUUUUUCGUAUAUUCAGUUGUCCGACACCAUUUCUUCUUCAAAUUUCGUUUUCAAUUCAUUUUUCAUAAAUUUAUUUUUUAAAGCAACUAAAAUUACAACGAAUGUAACGUGGUAAACUUCCUAUUGACUGCGGCCCCCUUCUGGCAGAUUCAGAUCGGAUACAGUCUGUCAACAUCUCGGCGCAAUUGCUCUCUAUCUCUUUCGUCCCUCUUCGGCCAAAAUGUGCAUUUUGUGAUCUAGAGAAGUAUGAAAACUAGAAAAGUUCUGAAAAAUGUAGGAUAUUUUACCGACAUUGGAGAUUGAUCAAUGCACAUUUUUCUGUCAAAUAAAAGUUUUAUUUCCCUUGUAAAGAAAAAUUUCUUAUUGCAACCGAAGUUAAUCAAGCCAAAUGGAUAGGAUUAGUCUCUAGAGUAUUCCAUUCUCGUAGCGUUCAAGAUAUACAGAGUCUGUCGACAUCAUAACUCGUGUUUAGCGCGAUUAUAAUCUACUUUUUUUCUUGUAUUUAUCAAAGAAGAAAAGAAUUAAAAAAAAAAGUAAAAUUCUUCUCAUUUAUUCUAGUGCAAUGUAUUUUACCUCAAACAACACCAGAAACAAUUUUAUCAAAUCCUUGGUAUGGUAAAGGUUUUUAUGAACCACAACAAUAUAAAGUUGCAAUUGAACGAUGUAAAAAUGGAUAUGAUUCAUGUGAAUCAUUUAUUAAAUUAUUAGAACAUCGAGUAAAAAUUGAAAGAGAUUAUAGUACAGAAUUAAAAAAAUGGUCACUAACAUGGCUAAAAGAAAUACAACAUUCACAAGAUUAUGGAACAAAUAAAAAAACAUGUUUAGCAUUAAUUAAUACCGGUGAACAACAAGCUUAUUCUCAUGUAAAAAUGGCAGAUAAUUUACAAGAAAAUGUUAUUAAUAAAAUGCUUCUCUAUCGUAGAGAAAAUUAUUCUAGAUCAUUAAUUCAUUUACAAAAAAUGAUGCUAAAAAAAUUAUAUUUAGAUAGUUCAAAAAAAUUAAAAAGUUAUGAACAAGCAGAAAAAAUUAUACAAAGUGAUUCAGGUAAAACAGAUGAACAAAAACAACAUGUUAAAUUAACUGUUGAUACAUUGAAAAAAGAUUGUAGUAGUCAAAAAGUUAAAUAUCAACAAUUAAUUGAAGAAAUGAAAAAUAUGCGUCCACAAUAUGAAAUAUCAAUGAAUGAUGUAUUAGAACGUACUAAUGAUUUUGAACGAAAAAGAAUGAAUCAUUUUAAACAAAUAUUUCAAGAUUAUCAUGAUACAAUUUAUACUCCAAAUGAUGAAAAUUUAGCAAAAAUGUCAACCGAUUUUAAAAAAGUAUUAAGUGAACAUAAUGUUGAGAAUGAUAUACAAUGGUGGAAUACACAUUAUGGAAAAUAUACAGAAAGUAAUUGGCCCGUAUUUGAAGAAUUAAAAGAUUAA